GCUUUCUUCACCUGCAUGCACCCGCACCUGUAUAGCGCUUCGCAGGUACAGCAAGAUGCCAGGAUCUGAUACCCGCUGAAACGAGAUCCGUGUCGAGGAUGAAUGAACUCUUGUUGCGCAGGCGGGGAGUGGCGCCCCUUCUCUCACUUCCCCGCAGAUGUCAGCCCCGAACGAGCACGCUUAUUCGGCCACACUUUCGAAGGCACAAUACAACCUCGAACCCCGUCUCGGUUGAUCGACCCAACGCAUCAGACUCACUCACGACAACGUUGCCCACUACUGAAAUAUCCCCGUCCUCGAAAGCCUCCGCAUCGCGAUGGUCGGCUCUUAAGUCCGCGAAACCCUUCUCGGAGUUCCUCACUGAUAGCUUCAACCGCCAACAUGAUUAUCUCAGAAUAAGCGUGACCGAGCGCUGCAAUCUUCGAUGUCUCUACUGCAUGCCCGAAGAAGGUAUAGAGCUGUCACCACCGAGCCGCCUCCUCACCACCCCCGAAAUCGUCUAUCUAUCGUCGCUGUUUGUCGCGCAAGGUGUCACAAAGAUCCGCUUGACUGGCGGUGAGCCCACCGUCCGGAAGGAUAUCGUACCAUUAAUGCAGUCCAUCGGCGAGCUGCGGCGCAACGGUCUCCGUGAGAUAUGCUUAACGACGAAUGGAAUUUCCCUGCACCGCAAACUGGACGCCAUGGCCGAGGCAGGACUUACUGGAGUUAACCUCAGUCUUGAUACCUUGGACCCCUUUCAGUUCCAGAUCAUGACGAGGAGGAAGGGCUUCGAUGCCGUGAUGAAGAGCAUCGACCGCAUUCUCGAGAUGAACAAGAUGGGGGCGGGAAUCAAGUUGAAAAUCAACUGUGUUGUGAUGCGCGGGCUCAACGACCGGGAGAUCAUCCCGUUCAUUGAAAUGGGGCGUGAAAAUCCCAUUGAAGUGCGCUUCAUCGAGUACAUGCCGUUUGACGGCAACAAAUGGAGCCAGGGCAAGAUGGUCUCCUACCAGGAGAUGCUGGCUAUCAUUCGGGAGAAGUACCCCGCGUUGGAGAAGGUUGCAGAUCAUAAGAAUGACACCAGCAAAACGUAUCAAGUACCAGGCUUUCAGGGUCGUAUUGGGUUCAUUACCAGCAUGACACACAACUUCUGCGGAACCUGUAAUCGUUUGCGCAUUACCUGUGACGGGAACCUCAAGGUCUGCUUGUUUGGCAAUGCAGAGGUGUCGCUCCGCGAUAUCAUCAGGAAAGAGAACAAUGGCGAGCCUAUUGAUGAAGACACCAUGAAGAAUCUGCGACUCUUGGAAUCUGCGGCCAACGCGACUGAAGUCCCACAGCGAGAACAAGAAUUGCUCGAUGUCAUUGGCAUGGCGGUAAAACGCAAGAAAGCGAAACAUGCUGGCAUGGGCGAGUUGAAGAACAUGAAGAACCGCCCUAUGAUCCUCAUCGGUGGGUAGGCGCGGCCUCCUUUUCUUUUGGAUAUUUGCAUUUGGGCGAAUGACUUUCAUGAAUUAUGAUCAAUGCAUGUAGAAGGUGUCUCAGUCUGUUUCGUGAAUCAGGCGGUUCAUAGUUGUGAUUUGGUUUUGGAAACUACAUGAUGAUUGAGAUCUUGGGAUGCGUGCUGAUGGAUGGGUUAUAGAUAAUGAAACUACGGGCAAUCCGAUUACUG
Messenger RNA from Aspergillus aculeatinus CBS 121060, 1645 nucleotides. RefSeq names its product molybdopterin cofactor biosynthetic protein. NCBI's taxonomy places the organism in Eukaryota, Fungi, Ascomycota, Eurotiomycetes, Eurotiales, Aspergillaceae. Bases 438 to 1433 code for a protein of 331 amino acids. The record is from RefSeq and is a predicted model, not a curated record. The transcript has a single exon. Gene Ontology annotation, molecular function: cyclic pyranopterin monophosphate synthase activity; 4 iron, 4 sulfur cluster binding; GTP 3',8'-cyclase activity. Gene Ontology annotation, biological process: Mo-molybdopterin cofactor biosynthetic process.